AUGCUUUGCCUUAAACGGGCAGCUGCCCAAUUGAGACUCGUCAAGUGUGUGCCUAUUUCGACACGCAGGUGGGUUUCAAAGUUUCCUCCACACAUCGUGGUAGAUGGGAAGUCGUACAAAACUGAUGAAUGGACCAACGUGCCUCCUCGUAUUCUUGAACUCACUGAUAGACGCUUGCACCAGAACCCCAAUCAUCCGAUCGGAAUUCUUCGUGAGCUAAUAGAAAAGAACUUUAAAGGCUUAGGCUACACAUUCUAUAAUGAUUUUCGGCCCAUAGUGACAACUUUUGAAAAUUUCGACGUGCUUGACUUUCCUAAAGAUCAUCCGGGCAGAGCUAAGCUGGACACGUAUUAUUUGAAUGAGGGCCAUCUUUUGAGAACUCACACUUCUGCUCAUGAGCAUGAAUGUUUUCAGAAAUGCGAAACGCCUGGUUACUUUAUCACUGCUGAUGUUUACAGAAGAGACGAGAUCGACCGAACACAUUACCCUGCGUUCCACCAGAUGGAGGGUGCAAGGUUAUGGUCACAGAAAACCCCAAAUCUUGAGCAAGUUUUGCAAGAUGACAUUGAUGCUAUUCCUGCUACAGACAUCAUUGUGGAGGAUCCGUUCAGAAAGAACCCUCUGAAUGAUGAAAACCCAAAGCAAAAGCACAUGACUGACCCAGAGGUGCGUCUUGUGGCUGCUCACUUGAAAAAGACAGUGGAAUACAUGGUGAACUUGGUUUUUGAAAGCGCAAAAGCGGCUGCAUUGAGGUCAGGCGCUGAUGACGAGUUUUUGAAAGAGCCGUUGAAGGUGCGCUGGGUAGAAGCCUACUUCCCUUGGACAUCGCCUUCAUGGGAGAUUGAGGUUUGGUGGAAGGGAGAAUGGCUUGAGUGCUGCGGCUGUGGUAUAGUACAACAGCAAGUCUUACUCAACUCAGGCCUCGGUGAGGACAAAAUUGGAUGGGCUUUCGGAAUCGGGCUCGACAGGAUCGCCAUGCUUCUUUUUGGAAUUCCGGACAUAAGGCUCUUUUGGUCUCUUGAUGAAAGAUUCAGUAACCAAUUCACGCAGGGCCAGAUCAGCUUGUUCAAGCCGUACUCCAAGUACCCAGGAAUCAAGAGAGAUGUGAGUUUCUGGAUGCCCACCGGGUCAAAUUUGCAUGUGAACGAUGUUAUGGAGCUAUUUCGUCUGCAUGGAGGAGAUUUGGUCGAGAAUGUUGAGAAAGUGGAUGAGUUUACCCACCCCAAAACCAAGAAGACGUCUCAAACCUACAGAAUCCAUUUUCAGUCGUUUGACAGAAACUUAACCAGAGAUGAAGUCAAUGAGAUCCACAAGGCAGUGGAAAAAGAGCUUGUGGAUAUGUUUGAUGUCGAGAUCCGAUAA
Candidozyma auris is the source of this 1362-nucleotide messenger RNA. It is a transcript of the gene MSF1, whose product is annotated as phenylalanine--tRNA ligase. The transcript has a single exon. Lineage: Eukaryota; Fungi; Ascomycota; Pichiomycetes; Serinales; Metschnikowiaceae. The record is from RefSeq and is a predicted model, not a curated record. Gene Ontology annotation, cellular component: mitochondrion; cytoplasm. The coding region runs from base 1 to 1362 and encodes 453 amino acids. Gene Ontology annotation, biological process: phenylalanyl-tRNA aminoacylation. Gene Ontology annotation, molecular function: tRNA binding; phenylalanine-tRNA ligase activity; ATP binding.